Pipistrellus kuhlii (Kuhl's pipistrelle) is the source of this 5468-nucleotide messenger RNA. RefSeq names its product lysine demethylase 4B (gene KDM4B). Gene Ontology annotation, molecular function: histone H3K9 demethylase activity; zinc ion binding. Gene Ontology annotation, biological process: chromatin remodeling. Bases 254 to 3616 code for a protein of 1120 amino acids. NCBI's taxonomy places the organism in Eukaryota, Metazoa, Chordata, Mammalia, Chiroptera, Vespertilionidae. The transcript is spliced from 24 exons. The record is from RefSeq and is a predicted model, not a curated record. Gene Ontology annotation, cellular component: nucleus.
GGAGCGCUCGCGGAGGGCUCGGCCGCCAGCGACCGAGCGGGGCCCGGCCCGAGCGGGACCUGGGGGUGCGACGCCGAGGGCGGGGGAGCGCGCGCCUCUGCUCCGGAUCGGGCCGCGCGCGCCGCCUCAGGAACCAUCACCAUUGCUAGAACCUGACAGAAAUCUAAGCCAGUUACUAGAGCAUCUCUCAUUGCAGCCUCACCAUCAUAAUAUACCAGGAACUUUCAAGUGUGGCGGUAUCGCAGCUGCAACCAUGGGGUCUGAGGAUCAUGGGGCCCAGAACCCCAGUUGUAAAAUCAUGACAUUUCGCCCAACUAUGGAAGAAUUUAAGGACUUCAACAAAUAUGUGGCCUACAUUGAGUCCCAGGGAGCCCACCGGGCAGGCCUGGCCAAGAUCAUCCCCCCGAAGGAGUGGAAGCCACGGCAGACGUAUGAUGACAUCGAUGACGUGGUCAUCCCAGCCCCCAUCCAGCAGGUGGUGACGGGCCAGUCAGGCCUCUUCACACAGUACAACAUCCAGAAGAAGGCUAUGACGGUCGGGGAGUACCGCCGCCUGGCCAACAGCGAGAAAUACUGCACUCCCCGGCACCAGGACUUUGACGACCUGGAACGCAAGUACUGGAAGAACCUCACCUUCGUCUCUCCCAUUUAUGGCGCCGACAUCAGUGGCUCCUUGUACGAUGAUGAUGUGGCCCAGUGGAACAUCGGGAACCUUCGGACUAUCCUGGACAUGGUGGAACGUGAGUGCGGCACCAUCAUCGAGGGUGUCAACACUCCCUACCUGUACUUUGGCAUGUGGAAGACCACCUUCGCCUGGCACACAGAGGACAUGGACCUGUACAGCAUCAACUACCUGCACUUUGGGGAGCCCAAGUCAUGGUACGCCAUCCCACCGGAGCAUGGCAAGCGCCUGGAGCGGCUGGCAAUUGGGUUCUUCCCCGGGAGCUCCCAGGGCUGUGACGCCUUCCUUCGGCACAAGAUGACCCUCAUCUCGCCCAUCAUCCUCAAGAAGUACGGGAUCCCAUUCAGCCGGAUCACGCAGGAGGCCGGGGAGUUCAUGAUCACAUUUCCUUAUGGCUACCAUGCUGGCUUCAACCACGGAUUCAAUUGUGCUGAGUCGACCAAUUUUGCCACCCUGCGGUGGAUUGAUUAUGGCAAGGUGGCCACUCAGUGCACAUGCCGGAAGGACAUGGUCAAGAUCUCCAUGGACGUCUUCGUGCGUAUCCUGCAGCCAGAGCGCUAUGAGCUGUGGAAACAAGGCAAGGACCUCACGGUGCUUGACCACACCAGGCCCACGGCCCUAAGCAGCCCUGAGCUCAGCACCUGGAGCACCUCCCGGGCCUCACUUAAGGCAAAGCUCCUCCGCAGACAAAUUAGUCUGAAAGAAAGCAGACACUGGAAAAAGACUGAGGAGGAGAGGAAACCAAAUCUAGAGAGGAAGAAAGAGCAGAGCAAAAAGCCGGGCCUGUCGUCUCACCGGAAACGCAGCCAGACCAAGAAGCCCAAGCCGGAAGACCCCAAGUUGCCCGGGGAGGGGUCGGCUGGGGCAGCUCCUCCCGAGGAGACCAGUGGUAGUGUGAAAGAGGAGGUUGCACAGGAGGCGGAUCCCGAGGAUGAGGAGGAGGAUCCCCAGCUGCCACCGCAGGGCCGGGAGGCAGAGGGCACAGAAGAGGACAGGAAGGGCAAACUACGGCCAGCCAAGGCCAAGAGCGACCGGAAGAAGAAGAGCCCCCUGCACCCUCACCACCCACUCCUUCCCGAGCUUCCGCCAGCCCUGCCCAUCCAGUUCCCCAGUGAGGAGGUGCUGCCGCCCCCACUGGAGCCCCCAGUGCUGACCCCUGGCCCUGAAGUCACUGAAGAGAGCCCCUUGCCACCGCCCCUCAACGUCAUGCCCCCCGAGGCACCUGGCGAGGAGCUGGAGUCGAAGUCGCGCCCCAUCAUCCCUAUGUUGUAUAUGGUGCCCUGGGCCAGCCAAGCCACAUGUGAGAAGGGCCGUGUGUCCUGCCAGCAGGCGUCUGAGCACUUUCCCCAGAAGGGCCCCACCUGGAAGGAGCAGCUAGCCCCCAUGGAGCUGACGGAGCCUGAGGAGGACAGUGGAGCCAGCGAAGUGCAGGCACCGUCAACAUUUUCCAAGUUGAAGAUGGAGAUCAAGAAGAGCCGGCGCCACCCUCUGGGCAAGCCGCCCACCCGGUCCCCUCUGUCAGUGGUCAAGCAAGAGGCAUCCAGUGAUGAGGAAGCAUUUCCUUUCUCCGGAGAGGAGGACAUGAGUGACCCCGAGGCCUUGAGGUCCCUGCUGUCCCUGCAGUGGAAGAACAAGGCUGCCAGCUUCCAGGCUGAGAGGAAGUUCAAUGCGGUGGCUGCCCUCGCCGAGCCCUACUGCGCCAUCUGCACCCUCUUCUACCCGUAUAGCCAGUCCCUACAGAUGGAGAAGGAGGCCCCGCAGGCGUCCCUCGGGGAGGGCCCUUCUAUACCACCUUCCAAAUGUGGCCAGAAGACGCGGCCGCUGAUCCCUGAGAUGUGCUUCACCUCCAGCGCCGAGAACACAGAGCCCCUCCCCGCAAACUCCUACAUCGGUGACGACGGGACCAGCCUGCUGAUCGCCUGUGCCAAGUGCUGCCUGCAGGUCCAUGCCAGUUGCUACGGCAUCCGCCCGGAGCUGGUCAACGAAGGCUGGACGUGUUCCCGGUGCACGGCCCACGCCUGGACUGCGGAAUGCUGCCUGUGCAAUCUCCGGGGAGGAGCUUUGCAGAUGACAACAGACAAGAGGUGGGUCCAUGUGAUCUGCGCCAUUGCAGUCCCUGAAGUUCGGUUUCUGAACGUGAUGGAGCGCCACCCCGUGGACAUCAGCGCCAUCCCUGAGCAGCGGUGGAAGCUGAAAUGCGUGUACUGCCGGAAGCGGAUGAAGAAGGUGUCUGGGGCCUGUAUCCAGUGCUCGUGCGAGCACUGCUCCACGUCCUUCCACGUGACCUGCGCCCACGCCGCAGGGGUCCUCAUGGAGCCAGAUGACUGGCCCUACGUCGUCUCCAUCACCUGCUUCAAGCACAAGUCGGGGGGCCACACCGUCCCGCUCCUGAGAGCCGUGUCCUUGGGCCAGGUGGUCAUCACCAAGAACCGCAACGGGCUUUACUACCGGUGCCGCGUGAUCGGCGCCACCACGCAGACCUUCUACGAAGUGAACUUUGAGGACGGGUCCUACAGUGACAACCUGUACCCGGAGAGCAUCGCUAGUCGAGACUGUGUCCGGCUGGGACCCCCACCCGAGGGGGAGUUUGUUGAACUCCGGUGGACUGACGGCAACAUCUAUAAGGCCAAGUUCAUCUCCUCUGUGACCAGUCACAUCUACCAGGUGGAGUUUGAGGAUGGGUCCCAGCUGACAGUGAAGCGCGGCGACAUCUUCACCCUGGAUGAGGAGCUGCCCAAGAGGGUCCGGUCACGGCUGUCGGUCAGCACCGGGGCGCCGCAGGAAAGCGCCUUCUCUGGAGAGGACGUGAAGGCCGCCAAGCGCCCGCGAGUGGGCGCUCCGCGAGCCGCCGAGGACGCGGGGCGGAACCCAGACUACCUGGCCUUCAUGGAGAGCCUCCUGCAGGCCCAGGGCCGGCCCCGAGCCGCCUUCUAGGACAGCCGCCGCCGCCCAGCCACCCCGGCCCCGCACAGCAGGCGGCGCGGCCCGCAUCUGCUUGCUGUGAAUUCCUGUCCUCGCCUCCCGCCCCCAGAGGCUACCUCCGUGCUCUGCGGGGACAGGAGCAGCGGAUGCUGGGCCCAGACUCAGGGAGUGGGGUCGCGCCGGCUCUGGGGGCAUCGGCGGGGGCUCGCGCCACCCCUACUACUCAGAUUCGUAAACCGUAAGCUCUUCUUCUCGAAAAGGUGCUACUGCGUUGCCUGCCUCCUGAGCAGCCUUUGAGAUUGUGACUCCUGUACAUAGAUCUCCUUUGUGAGGCUCUUUCUAUAAAUACUUAUUGUUUAAAAAACUCAAGAAAAAAGGAAAACAAAGAAGAGGAAAAAAGUCCCUAAAGUUGUUUUGUAGAUUUGUUGCUUUAAAAACAAAACAAAACAAAAAAUAUUCUUUUUAUUAGAACUGAGACGUGCUGAGGGAGACAAAAGCAUCUCAUUUUUUGUUUGUUGUUGUUUGAAGAUCUCACUCCUCUGUGAGCAGGCAGGGAAGUGCGUGAGGCCUGGAGGGGAGGACACCCAGCGACAGGCGACGCCUGCCACUCUGCUCUCCCCCUGACUUUGCGGAGGCCUGCGCAGCUGGCCGCAGUGCCAGCCCUCUCUGCCAGGCAGGAGGAGGCUGAGGACCUUUUGGUGGCCAAGUGCUGGCCAUGGCGUCUGGGCGCCUCCCUCCUGUCUGAGCACCUUUGCAAAUAAACAAUCUCUUCCUGUUUGUUCCAUCUUUUGCUUCUUCCCCCGGGAGAACCAUUCCACAGCGAGGCCUGCAUAUGCGAGAGGGCUCUGUGCAGACUGACUGUCCCUGGUGCCACCCAGGACCCCUCAGCCUGCUCCGGGGAGGGAGCCCCAAAGUGGGUGGCCUGCAGCCGGAGCAGAUGGGUGCCAGGCUUUCGGGGAGGGAGAACACAGCCGAAGCAGGCCUCCAGGGGCCCCGUCCAGCCUGUGUCCCCGGCUCCCGGGCCCCUGCUUUGGCUGCGGCCCUACAUGGGGAAGGGGCAUGGAGAGGGCUUCCUGGGACCCGCGGGGCUGGCAGCGUCCUGUCCUGUGACCCGCGUGUCUGGGAGAGAGUGAGGAGAGAGGGGGAGGACCGCGCUGCUUUCAGCCUGAAGGACCUGCCACUUCCGGUGGUGCGCUGGACUUAGGCGAGAAACACGCUUUCCCGUGAGCUCAGCCCGCGCCCUCCAUCCCUGCCUGCCUCUCCCUGCAGGACUGACAGCGUCACUUACGUGUAUACAUUUUUUUAAUUAAAAAAAAAAGUGUUCUAAUGAUUACCAGGCCAGAGGAACUAUUUAAGGAAAAUGGAGAGUAUGUAAAUGAGCCGAGAACCUUUCAUUCCCUUGGUGGGGGGCAGAGGGCAGGUGCCCGAGUGGGCGGGGCGGGAGGGACUGAGGGGCGUCACCAGGGUGUGGGGGUCUCCCUCUGCAUGCAGCAGCCCGCCUGGUGGCGCCAUCUCUGUAUUCAUAUGUAGUUUGAAAAUGCUAUUUAUAUUGUAAAGAGAAUAAAAAGAAGCAGGCAGAUACUCUGUGGCCCGCGGGGUCCUGGGGGUCUGAGGGGUCUGGCCGUGGCGGGGUGUCUGGGUCGUGCCCCUGUCAUGGGUUUCGGGAUGACCUGAGCAGACAGGUGGCCUCACAGCAAAGGGGAAGCACAUUUCCCAUGAAGAUAUGUGACGGUAUGUGCAAAAACAGAAACCCACCCACCAUGAUUUUUUUCCCAUCCAAGAUUAAGGAUGUGCUGUAUUUUUGCCUAAUUUCCCUGCCUCUAGGUUCAUAAUGAAUUAAAGGCUCAUGAGCACUGCGAUUACA